Messenger RNA from Ceraceosorus guamensis, 5777 nucleotides. RefSeq lists its product as hypothetical. Gene Ontology annotation, cellular component: eukaryotic translation initiation factor 4F complex. The record is from RefSeq and is a predicted model, not a curated record. The transcript is spliced from 5 exons. NCBI's taxonomy places the organism in Eukaryota, Fungi, Basidiomycota, Exobasidiomycetes, Ceraceosorales, Ceraceosoraceae. Gene Ontology annotation, molecular function: protein binding; mRNA binding; translation initiation factor activity. Bases 162 to 5507 code for a protein of 1781 amino acids.
CUGAUUUUGAUUGGGUCUGACCUGAGGCCGUCCGGCGUGAAUGACCCACCAGCUAGAGUCGGACAUUUCUGACGCUGAUCACAGCUUCCACAACCUCUUCAACAUCACUUUUCCAGCUGCGUGCACUCUGUCAUAGGUGACGCACAUUCGAGAAACGUAGCAUGAGCCAGCCCUCGUCGACGGCCGCGCCUUCUACGUCCUCCAACCAACCAAACCCCAAUCGCAGCGUGGUGAACGGAUCUGGCAAACCCAAGGCCACUCCAUUCAACUACGCUGCAGCCGCAGGAAAGGCCAAAGUCGCCGCUGCAUCACCUAACACUGGAUCUCCUGCUACCGGUAGCAACGGCCACAGCAGGACGAACAGCACCGUGUCAGGUGACACCGCUGCUCUCACGGGUGACAAGGCACUUCGCAGAGCACCAAGUAGCGAGCAAUCUAGGAGCGCCACCGAGGUGGCCAAACAGGGACCUGUUCAGAAUACGACAGCUCCUAUUGGCUCAGCCGCACCCAAUGCCACUCGCACCACACAGGGAUCCACCAGCUCGCAUACAUCCAUGCCGAGCAAUCUGAACCCUGCCCCUUCAAGCCAAGCCAGCCAAGCCAGCAACGCGCCCACUGCCAACGGCGCUCGAGAGCACAUCCGGCGAGAGUCUGCUGUCAGCCUUUCAAGAGGACCCGUCAACGGUCUGAGAGCAGCUGCCGGAAUCAACUUCGGUUCAGUCGCAGAUCAGAACUCUGUUCUCUCUUCCUCCCCUGCUGCUCAACCACCUUCGGGACAACACCUCAAAGGUAGUCAACCGACGCAGUUUGGAAGUCUCGCCGCAGAAGUGGCAGACUCGAAGCCGCGCGAAAAGGUUAUGGGUUUUAAGGCCGGUAGUGGCGGCAGCGCAGGUGACGCAAGCACCGCUACCUCCCCAUCCAUUGCUAACAUCGCAACAACCACAGAGGAAGCUAGUGCUGGCGCGAAGGCUCCCGCUGCAGCACCCAAGAAGACAUUGGACUUCAACAAGCUGUUUCAAGGCAAUGGCUCCAAUGCUUCGUCUUCAACGGCAACUCCCGGCGGAGCCGCUGCGGUCAGCAACGGUAACGCGGCUUCUGCAUCGCCUGUGACAUCCACGGCCACCGGACCCGUCGGCGUCGGCUCUCCUCAGCAGCCACAUCCGCCUGCUGGUGCUGCUCCCGUUCCGAACGGCCCGAACAGACCAUCUGCUCUGCGUGCACCUGCCCAGGGCCCUCACGCAGGAGCGAGAAGCUUUGAGCCUCAACGAUCUCCUUCACAUCCUCAGCACCAGGUCGGCGCUCCUGGUGCGCGCGGACCCUCGGGCGUGGCACCACCCGGCAGUCCCUUCCAGCCCCAGCAAUAUGCACAACAUGGAGGGCAGCAGCCGAGAUCACCUCACUUGCCACAAGCGCAGGCUAUGCACCAUCCUAUGCACGGCAUGCAGAGCCCUCCCUGGGCUCAAGGACAUGCGAGCCACCAGCAGUUUGGACAAGUAGGGCAGCAGAUGUACUACCCUCAGAUGUAUCAAGGGCCUCACUACCACCCACAACAGCACCCGAACCAGCCACACCCCCAGCACUGGGGAGGUCCUGGCACGCCCUACGACAUGCCGCGAUCGCCUCGCAACGUACCAGCUUCCCUCAUGGGAGCCCCAAACGGCGUGCCAGGCACACCGGGUCUUGCAUCUCCCGCUGCGAACAGAGCUGUCCCUGCUACACCGACGGGUCCUCACCCUUCUCAACUCGGCAUGGGCCCUGCACCAGGCGCUAGGCCGCAAGGUUAUUCAGGACCAAGCGGAGGAUACUCGCACUCCCCCUCGGCUUCAUUCAAUGGUGGCAACCCAAUGAGCCCGUCUGCCAGGCAGUUCGAGCCAUCAAAGAGGAUAAGCAGCGCGAUAGCUAUCGUCAACCCAGAGACGCGAGCUGAAGUGGAUGUAAAACCUCAGCCAGGUGCUUCUGGCACCUCUUCUGCUGCUCAAACUCCCACUUCAAGUGUGCCCCAGCCUUCCACGCCCACUACCUCUGUUGGAUCACCCGUCACAAAGAGUGCUACACCGGCAGCAGCGCCUGCGAGCGCACCUGCGAAGAGUAAGAUCACGACUACCGCUGCGUUCCAAGCUCAGGUGCAGGCUGCGGCAGCGGAGGCUAAGCGCAAGAAGGCGGCAGAGGCUGCUGCUGCUGAAGAGCUAGCGACAAAGGAGAAGGAGGCUGCGGCAGCUAAGAAGGCGGCCGAGGAGGAAGCAGAGAAGCAACGCUUGGCUGACGAGGAAGAGGCGCGGAACAAGCGCGAGGCUGAAGAGAAGGCCAAAGCUGAGGCUGCAGCUAAGGAGGCUGAAGAGAAGGCUGCUGCCGAGCGCAAGGCCAAGCAAGAGGCAGAAGCUAAGAAGGCCGAAGAGAAGGCUGCUGCCGAGCGCAAAGAGCGCGAGGAGCGCGAGGCCAAGGAAGCCGAAGCCCAAGCUGAAGUGGAGCGCGAGGCAAAGGCGGCUGCUGAAGCUCAAGCUGCGGCGAGCAAGGCUGCCGAGGCUGCUUCUGGUGACAACUCGCAAAAGUCUCGCGAGGGGUCGCCAGUCGCAUCGCGCCCGACGGCCAUCGAUCUUAGCAAAGCUAAAGGCAGUGAUGAAGGAAGCGAGAAGAAGCUCGUCCCUCCUCCCUUGUCUACGCGUCGCUCGGUCGCCGACAUUGAACGCAUUGCCAACGAAGCUUCUUCCAUGCCUCCCACUCCUCUUGAUGCGCCUCCUCGUACCCCGGCUGUGCCCAACACGCCCCGCACGCCUGGCACACCCGGAUUUGGCGGUUUGCCAGCCAAGCCCAUGAGCGCGUACAACGUCAACACGCCAGUCAAGCUUGAUGCCGAAGCGAUGGAGAAGCGCAAGCGUCCUGGCGUUUCGCCACUCGAUCUGAGCACAGCCACGAAAGCGGCCUCGGUAGAUGCACCCAUGUCGGCUGCUUUGCAGUCAUUAGGCUCAGCUCGUUUCAUUGAGGACAUCAGCAAGGUCUCAUACCCAGCCAAAAUCAGCUCGCCCAAGCCUGAACUCAACGAAUCCGCAGAACCCGGCAAAUUCCGGUACGACAGGGACUUUUUGCUUCAGUUCAUGGGCGUCUUCAAAGAGAAGCCUCAGGACUUGCCUCCCCUCUCCGCUCUGGGCAUGGACGCCUCGCAAGCACAAGGCUCAAGAGCUCCAAGCGGGCGCCGCACCUCUGGCAUGGGCCCUCCUGCACCGCCUGGCCGUGCAGGCUCCGUUGGUCUGGGUCUCGGUGGCGGCUCGAACUUUGGAGGGAAGGGAGCAGCUGGCGGUAUGGGCCAAUUCGCACACCCCAAGACCAGCGAAGAACGAUUCGCAGCGUCUUCUGCUCGUGGUCAAAUGGGAAACUUCGGUGGCCCCAUGGGCUCUUUCAACGCUGGUGCGAGGUCACAGCCGCUUUCAAGACCUGCGAGCGGCAGCAAUGCUAUACCCUCUCGCGACAUGAUGGGCAGCGGCAUGCCUGCAGGGGGCAGGUCGAAAUCAGGCCGAGGGCGGGCACCAAACCCCAACGCUGGUCGUGGCCCGCAGGUCAACCCGCCGGAGAAAGGCGGACCGACGAUCCCGAUGGACCAGGUCGCACCUUUGGCCAUGUCAGAGAACAGAUGGCAAGGUGGACGUGGUGCUGCUGCGCCCAAGGCCGACUCUCCGGAAAUGGUCACGCGUAAAGUCAAGGCUUUGCUGAACAAGCUCACGCUCGAAAAGUUCGAUAGCAUUUCGUCUCAAAUUCUCGAUUGGGCGAACAAGUCCACUGAGGAGACCGACGGUCGGACAUUGAGGCAAGUCAUUGCUCUUAUCUUUGAGAAGGCUACCGAUGAGGCUGCCUUCUCCGAGAUGUACGCACGGCUGUGUCGAAGGCUAAUGGAGGAGGUCAGCGCUGAAGUCAAGGACGAGAACUUGACGGGCUCAGACAGCAAGCCUGUAACGGGCGGUAACUUGUUCCGCAAGUACCUCAUCAACCGCUGUCAAGAGGACUUUGAGCGAGGCUGGGCACAGCGUGACGCUACGCUCGCAGCUGCCAAGGGCAAAGAAGCGGAGGACAAGGCGAAAAAGGCUAGCAAUGAGGCAGCUGAAGCGGAUGCCAAAGAGGCCGAAGAGCGGGGCGAGAAGGUCGCUGCGCCAAAAGAGGCUGAGCUGUUGUCGGACGAGUACUACGCAGCAGCGAAAGCAAAGCGUCGGGGUCUCGGUCUCGUGCGCUUCAUUGGUGAGCUCUACAAGCUGUCCAUGCUUACAGAGCGCAUCAUGCAUCUUUGCGUCAAGAAGCUGCUUCACAACACUACGGACCCCGAAGAGGAGGAGAUUGAAAGUCUUUGCAAGCUUUUGACUACGGUCGGCAAACUGCUGGACACGGCAAAGGCCGAGGCGCACAUCGAUAUCUACUUCCAGCGCAUGCGGGAGAUGAAAGAAGCGCCGACGAUCAACUCGAGAAUGGCCUUCAUGCUUCAAGAUGUCAUCGAGUUGAGGGCAGGUGGCUGGGUGCCCAGGCACGACAACUCUGCGCCCAAGACGAUCGCCGAGAUUCACCAGGAUGCAGCAAAGCAAAAGGCACAGAGCGAGGCCGAAAAUGCCGCGCGUGCUGCUCGCGGCGGACCUAUCCAGCGCGGCGGCUCACGGCGAGGCCAAGCUCGCGGCGACUUUGGCGGACCAGGCGCCCAAGGUCCAGAUGGUUGGAACACGGUUCCCGCAGCUCCUCGUCAGAGCAAGGCUGGAGAUCUUACCGCGUUCGGUAAAGUCACACGUAGCGACUCUAAUCGGCCGAUGGGCAUGGGACCCCAAAGCGUGUUUGCGCGCAAGAAUCAAAAAUCUGAGGAUGGCAGCAACCCGCCUUCGCGCACGAAUUCUUCUGCCAACAUGUUCAACUUGUUGAAUCAGCCAGAUGCGGCCGACUCCGCUGCCGCGCAACAGAACGCCGCAGCAGGGGGCAACGAACCUCAACGGCCGAAACUCAACUUGGCACCUCGGACCAAGCCCAUGCCCGGUGACGGCAAGGCGGACGAUGCGGCUGUGACCAAAGAUGCCGAUGAAGCUCAGGCAGACGAAGCAGAACUCAGCGACGAGGAGGCCAAGCGCAAGAUCAGCAAUGACGUCAAGGAAUUCAUCGAGUUGCGCGAUGUGUCCGAAGGCAAGAUGGCACUGGAGAGUCUGCCGUCGAGCCGGAGAGGCGAAUUUGUGGCAAAGAUCGUCGAAGUCAUCCUGAACAAGAAGCAGGAUGACGUGCGGGAUGUUUGCAAGCUAUUCAUUGCCGCCACGGCGUCGGAUCUCAUCUCCGAAGAGGCAUUCGUCGAAGGACUCAAGGACCAGGUCGCCUUCCUCGAUGAUCUUGCUGUCGACAUUCCUCAAGCGUACACAUUCGUUGCCAUGCUUGUCAACGCCGCCGGCUUGCCGCAGGAGAGGAUAGAGUCGCUCGCUGACACGAUAGAGGGUGACGGUCUCAAGCCUCCGAAGCAAAAGUUCCUCGAGAAGAUCGAGUCCACCAAAAGUGGUUGACACUGCGCCGAGCAAAGAUUUCGGACAUGCACAUCCACAAGACUUUGCCAGUAUGCUGUCGUCACCACACACGCCAUGCACAUGUUCGCGCAGUAGCUGCGAGAGCCCAUACACGGCUUCAAGCUCGUCAUUUGCGCCAUCCUAUGCCGUCACGCAUCACCCUCCCCUUCCGUCUCUUCAUACUACUAUUUGGAAUCACGACUUGCGCGUGAAGCUUUUCUUCUUUCCGUCUGCAUGCGCUUCUCAAUCGAAUGCGUCUUUUUCCUCGAG